Messenger RNA from Aegilops tauschii subsp. strangulata, 1115 nucleotides. Its product is annotated as DNA repair protein XRCC4. NCBI's taxonomy places the organism in Eukaryota, Viridiplantae, Streptophyta, Magnoliopsida, Poales, Poaceae. Gene Ontology annotation, biological process: double-strand break repair via nonhomologous end joining; response to X-ray; DNA recombination. Gene Ontology annotation, molecular function: DNA binding. Gene Ontology annotation, cellular component: DNA ligase IV complex; DNA-dependent protein kinase-DNA ligase 4 complex; nucleus. The record is from RefSeq and is a predicted model, not a curated record.
CAGCCCUUCCUCUGCCCGUCGUCGGUUCCUCGUGCGUUGACUCCAGAGCCGUCGAUUUCCUCUCGCUGGGCGACCAUGGCAACCGCGGCGGCGGCGGCGCCGAGGCACAGCUGCGCGAAGCUCUCGGUGGCGGUCGAGGACCCCAAGGCGCCGGGCGGCGGCGUAUUCGUGAAGGCCACGUGGCUCCCCACCCGCUUCUCCCUCGCCGUCACCGACGGCGCCGGCGCCUGGGUCGCCGACGCCUCCGACGCCGAGGUGCGCCUCCGGGCCGAGCAGUGGGACCAGCCCGUCUCCGAGUACCUCGCGCUCGCCGAGCGCUACCUCGCCUUCCACCAGCCCUCCUCCACCUACUCCUUCCACGAGGCUGGCGCCGGCCGCAGGUUGUCAUGGACAUUCGAAAAACAAGGUACCAAGCUGGAAUGGCGUUGGAAACUGCAGCCGGCACCACACCCACAACAGACUAUAGCUGAGGUCUUGGAUUUUCUUAUGGAUGCGAAUAUACGCUUGAGUGAAGAGGUUGUCAGGAAGACGCAAUCAUUUGAGAAGCUGAAACAAGAAGCUGAGAAUUGCUUGCAACAGAGUGAAAGAUUUAACACCGAGAAGGCUGAGUUUGAGCAAGCCUCCUUUACAAAGUUUGUGGCCGUUCUGAACUCGAAGAAGAGCAAGCUGAGACAGCUCAAGGACAGAAUCGCGGCGCUCGAAUCUGCCGACAAGGCUCCAAAGGAGGAGGAGGAGGAGGAGGGCCACUCCACCGACAGAACAGAGCCUAUCGAGGAAGGGAGCGACAAAGAUCACUGCGUCAACGACGAGCCCUCGGAGACGGGCGGCGGCGGCGACCCCCACAGCUCCCCCGAGAAGUCCGCCGCCGCGGCCGCCACCUCCAGGGGCCGGAGGGGGCGCAAGAGGACGAGGAAGUGAGUGACCCGGACGAAGCAAAGCUGCUCUAGCCGCCGGACGCACCUGAGUGACCCUCGUUUCAUUUGAUUUCAUUUCCUCGAGUGUCCUAGUCAUGAAUGUAGUGGCACCUUGGGCAAAUGAUUUUCACGUGUUUUGUGCUUUGCUUAGAGGAUGAUGUGACCGAGUUUAAUUAUUUGUGAUGAUGAUGAUCCGAUUGA